UCUUUUUUGUUUUCCAGGGGCUUUUGUGGUUACUUUAGAGACAAAGCCAGCAAGACAUGGUGGUGAUCACAGAUAUGUGCGUGUUUACCUUCAUUGGGAUCAAGAUAAUACAAACCAGCCAAUGAGGGCUCGAAUAGCUGGGCGUGUCACUCCCAGCAGUCAGUCAGGUGUUACAAACCUGGAAAUGGUUGAAAUUCCUCUACGAACACCUGCAGAAUUUAUUGCUUGCUGUCAGUCUACUGGGAACAUUGCUGUGGCUUGUGGCAUUACUGUGACGGUAUUUAAAUUUUGCCAAAAAACACACGAUAUUUCAAAGAUGAAGUUUAUUGACUUCGAAGAAUUAAUUGAGUUAGAUAUGUCAUUCAUUGUUAAAGAAGUAGCUUUAUCUGAAGAUUUGAUUGGCUGUGUGUCUGAAUCAGAAGCGCAUAUAUUUCAAAUUACAAUAAACUCUCAACUUUUAAAAGGCAAUUCAAAAGAAAAAGAUUCCAAGUCCCAAGAGAAACGAAGUAAGUCAAGGUCAAAGUCCAAGACUCGGUCAGCCUCUCGAUCACCAGGCCGGAGCGUUGACUCGCUCAGUUCUGCCAGUAGACUCAGGGAUCGACGUUUAAAAAAGGAGGAGAGUUUGGUAUCUGUCCGAGAUUCUGAUGAUUAUGUGGACUUGGGCGAAUUGAUGUGGGUCCCAACGCUGUCUUAUGGCCGGAAACGUCCUACUGAUGACCAGCGAUUUCUGUUAUUUCCUUCCCUCGUUGGAGCUGCACAGUGUGGACCUGUAGCCGAACCUGGCGAAAUCAUUGGCCCUGUCAGUUCUGCUCGGUGCUCGAGUGUUCGCUUGAAGCUCCUUAGUGGAAGUUCUACCCAGAAAUUGCCUGCUAAUGUGUUUGAGGCAGUGACGCUCAUUCAUCGCCGAGCUGAUCACAACAAUGAUCCUGAUAUCCCAUUUUCUAACCUCAAACUGAUGGCUGUGUAUGACUCAGAACCUGGAAAGAAAGAAGGAACUGCUUCAACUCCACGGCGACUGUCACAUCCACUGCUUCCCUCAGGCUCACCGCAGAAAGUUGGGGCAUCUAUCUUCCUUACAACUCCACAUGUUGGCCAGUUGUAUCAUGUCACUCUCUUUGAGGACCCCUAUAAGAACAGUGUGGUACGCGGAGGUGUGUUCUCUUAUACUGCUCCUGUGUACUCUGUGGAACUGGAACCAUCACUUCUACAUGCGUUAACUCUUACUGGCCUUGAAACAUAUACUCUUCGGCCUCACCCACAUAUUGUCGUCUCCCAUCUUCCAGAGGAUCUUAACAUGAUUGUACCUCCACAUUGGGAAGAGACUGUGUGCCUUGUGGGGUUGCGACCCUUCCUCAACGUUGAGACACUCACACUCACUGACUCCUGUCUUGCCCUCAUCGCUGCAAACAAUGAAGGUGGAGACAAAUCACACACGGUCUACUCCCUUCAUUUGCCAAGUGCUGCUAGCCUGUACAAGGAGAUGGUACGAGUAGGUCGCAGUCACAGGUCUGCCUCCCCAUCCACCUACCUACACCUUCUCUUGGAGGCUCACUUGGUCCUAACCACAGCUCUCCACCAUGAGAUUCCUCAAGUUCAGGAAGCUGAAGAAGAUCUCUAUUCUCUACUGCAGGACUCCUCUGCAUUACUUGGGGAUUAUUAUGCCCAGUGUGAUACUGAGGCAGAGUGGAAACAAGCAACGCAGUACUACCAGGUGUCUAGUCUUAGCCCAGAUGCAGUGAUUGAACGCCUUGAUUUGCAGUGUCCAGGUCUUGUUGCUGUGAUUUCUGCUUUGCUGCUACACCCUAACACUCCUGUACUGACAUCUGCACAGGCUAACUGUGUGUUAGAGAUGUUUGAGAAGGCUGCCCCUGAUAAGGUUUCCACUAUCAUCCUGAAAUCCAGUUGCCUUGUUGAUUACAAGAAGGAUAAGGUGUUAGGGAUAAUUAAGCAAGAGUUGUCUAAAACGGCAGAACCUCGACCAACAGAUGUUUUGGCCUUGGCCUUGGUGUUCCUGGAUCGUGGCUCUUCAGAACAGGUAUCAACAGUUCUGGCCUCCCUUCGAGCCUACCAGCUGGUGGUGGUAUUGCUUCAACACUCGCGCCUACUACUCAUCACUGAAGAUGGGGCUACUAGACUCUCUCCACUGGUUCAAGUUUUGGCUGAACACAAGAAAGAGGUAUUUACAGAAGUCUUUGUCUCUCUCAUUGGAGAAGGUACACUCUCUCUCAAUGCAUUUGUGGAUGCAUUUGUGGCUGUAUACCCAAUUGUUUCUUGUGGUCCAGAAUGCAACACUCACUCAUUGUGGCUGCGAGACUUCCUUGAGAAAUUUUUCUUGGAAUAUGCCCACAAUUCAGAGAUAACUGGUCAGAGAGAUCGAUAUGAUCGAGCGAUCACGGUGCUAGUGAGCCUUUAUCUUGCCAGCCUUGUGGGAGCCUUUGGAGACAAAUCCAAAGAAGAUCCAAACUGGAGUGACCAACGAGCAGCCUUGAAGGAACUGUAUGCACCACGUCCCACUUUCCUGGGUCUUUUGCCACCCUUCAGUAACGAUCAUUCAUUCCCUGAGGCACAAACGAGUGAACCAGAAGAUGGAGGAUCACCAGAGGAAAAGGCUGGAGUUGAGGCUGAGGAAGAUGAGAGAAACCUGUCUGCCUCCUUAUUGCACCUUGUCGUUCUUCAGUCUCUGCUGAGCUCCGAUCUUCCAUCAGUUGAAGACCGCACCAAUGUUCUCAAGUUUGUGACUGCAAACCCUACUGCACUUGGUGCUCAGUCCCUAAGAGUCCUCUGCCUAGAGUCCUCACAGCAGCUGGAUUACAUCCUGCAGGAAUUUCCUCAUGCUUUACUCCAAUAUGGAAAGGAUAUGUACGAAUCUCCAUUGGAAUGGGAGGAGUUAGUGUUGAAGCUGAUCACUCACAAGUCAAGUCUACCUGAAUCAGAUCCUGCUUAUCAAGUGUACUCUGAUAUUCUGAAUGGACAUUCAAGGUUGGAACAGGAUGACGAUGAAGCCAUCUAUAAACCAGAUCUUUCAUUUGAUGUCCUGGGAGAACUAGUGGUUUCGGCACCAUUUGAUGUUUUUAUGCGCAUUAUUCCUGGCAGUCGUCACGAAGAGUUAAGGGGUCACAUACGCCAGUGCCACUCUGCUGCUUUGGCUGUCCAUCUUCGCACCUCUCUUAUGACAUACGCUCAUAAUGUCUUGGCACAAAUGACUAAAUAAUUUAUAAUACUUUCUGGAGAAGUCAGAAUAUAUACGUAUUAUGUAAGUGUUGUUUGUGCUGUCAUGGCCUAAGAUUGAAAUGUGUAUUUCCCAUGCCUGUGUGACAAACGCUUAUAUUUAUUGUAAUUCUCCAUUCAGAUUUACACCAAGCAGUGCUUAAGUUUUUAGCAAAUAAGAUCUUUUAAGUGUAUGCAUUAUUUGCUCAAAUAAUUUGUGCCAAAAAUAUGUUUAAAGAAAAAUUUCUUUCUUUCAACACACCGGCCAUAUCCCAAUUAAAGAAAAAUUGUCUAGUUUAAAAGCACUGCAUACAUACAUACAUACAUGCAUACAUUCAUUCAUUCAUUCAUCUACAUUCACAUACUGUAUAGUGUAUUUAGAAUGUAUGUACAAUAUGUAUGUGACAUGCUAGUUCACACAAUCAACAGAGGUAGCAUUUGUUUGUUUAUUGAGCAUCAUAGAGUUUGUUGCAUGAAAAUGCUUUUUCUGUAUUAGUUAAGAACCAGCAUACUCUACUGGUGUUGUGUGGCCUUCUGUUUUUGGCAUUUUGAACUGGAGAAUUGUUACCUGAUCUGUGUAAUUCAUCCUAAAGGUUAUGUAUUUUGCAAAUGCUUGGGAUGGAGGAAAAUAAGAAGACUUGGAAGGUGUAUAAAUCUAUAGUGGAGGAAAGGCAGGGUAGGAAAUUGGACAGUUAUUUUCACCAGGUGCUGGAUCAACCAGGCUAUGAUGGAUAUAUGGGUCAUCUGACCACCAGCAGCAACACCCUGGUGACCAGGCAAGCACUAGACAAGCCUGGCCCAUGGCCAGGCUCCAGGAGUAGAAAAACUCUCGGAACUCAUCAAAGGUAUAUCAUGGUAGGGGUCACCCUAGGAAAGGUUGGAGGGAGGGGGUAAAGGAGGUUUUGUUUGCAAGGGGCUUGGACAUUCAGCAAGCAUGUGUGAACAUGUUUGGUAGGGGUGAGUGGUGGCAAGUGGUUUUCAUGAUACGACUUCCUGUUGGAGUGUGAGCAAGGUAACAUUUUGUGAAGGGAUUCGAGGAAACCGGUUAACUGGACCUGAGUUCUAGAGGUGGGAAGUACAGUACCUUCACUCUGAAGGAGGGGUGGGGAUAUUGCAGUUUGGAGGGGCAUCUGGGCUGUAAUGUCAACUUUCCUCUGGCAAGAUAGUGGUGGAGUAAAUGAUGGUCAAAAAGUUGUUCAUUUUCGGUUCAUCCUACCUCGACGGGAGAUGGCUGGUGUCUUAAAAAAAAAGUGGGGUUACAAGCCAGUUAUCUACGUGCCAAAGCCAAAUGAUUAUAGUGUGUUAUGAUCAUAUUUACAUUAUGUAUAAAAUAAUUAGCAGUAAUACAGGUAUUCAUGUAACCUUUGAAAAUACUAGAGAUCAAAUGGUCACCAUAGUAACAUCUAAUUAUUGUACUUCCACCACUCUGCAUGCCAGUCAAGUUCAGAUGACAUGCGGUUAUGAGUGUUUGGUGAGUUCACACCUAUUGUAAAUUGUCUGAGCAUCCCUCUUAACUGGCAUCAGUGUUCAGUGAUCUUCCCAGGAUCUCUGUCAGGAUGGUAAAUAGCUAUAUCUUCACAUUUGGAUACAGGUCAAGUAAAUCUGCCAAUGUUAAACUUGAUUAUAUUUUAUACCGUAAUUUA
Molecule: messenger RNA, 4850 nt
Organism: Cherax quadricarinatus
Lineage: Eukaryota; Metazoa; Arthropoda; Malacostraca; Decapoda; Parastacidae
Source: RefSeq, a predicted model, not a curated record